This is a messenger RNA of Coffea eugenioides, 2566 nucleotides long. RefSeq names its product F-box protein At5g49610. The record is from RefSeq and is a predicted model, not a curated record. The transcript has a single exon. Gene Ontology annotation, molecular function: protein binding. Bases 336 to 1427 code for a protein of 363 amino acids. NCBI's taxonomy places the organism in Eukaryota, Viridiplantae, Streptophyta, Magnoliopsida, Gentianales, Rubiaceae.
GUUUCGCCACCGCUGUUCUAUCCCCAACUGCUUCGGUAUUUCUAAUCCAGGACGUGGCAGCGGGUGGAAAAACUCUAAUAACCCUGGCUACUGCCGGUAGCAUUUUGAUUGGCAUAAUUUGUGUUUCUACCGAGUUUUUUUUUCCUUCCUUCUUGCCUUUUACUGCCAUUUUAAGGCUUUUGCACCAACAAUCCUGUUAUCGUGCCUUCACUUUCUUUUCUAUCUGCUGCAAUAAGGCUUGAUAGAUUGCCCACUUUCAAGAUGCAAGCAUUUGGGUAAGAUUUUCAUUCGCCCUUUCUUGUAUUUUGUUCCUAGCUUCCAAGUCAUUUAGAAUCAUGGAUCAAUCAAAUCAAAGAUUGGAUUUUUUCCCGGAUGAUGUAAUCCUCCAAAUUCUUGCAAGAUUGCCUGUAAAAGCCCUUACUAGGAUCAAGUGCGUGUGCAAAUUGUGGUAUCAAUUAGCCUCUGGUGAUUAUUUUCGGCAUGUUCACAAUGAACUUUCUAUCAGAAACCCUAUGGUACUUGUGGAGGUCACUGAUACCUCGUCAGAAUCAAGAUCAAGUUUGAUUUGUGUCGAUAAUUUAAGAGGCGUUUAUGAGUUUUCCUUGGAUUUUAUCAAGGCUAGAGUCAAGGUUAGAGCAUCUUGUAAUGGUUUGUUGUGUUGCUCUAGUAUACCUGAUAAAGGGGUUUAUUAUGUCUGUAAUCCAAUGACUAGAGAAUAUAAAAUGCUUCCCAGGAGUAGGGAAAGGCCUGUUACUAGAUUUUACCCAGAUGGUGAAGCUACGCUUGUUGGCUUAGCUUGCAAUUUGCUGACACAUAACUAUAAUGUUGUGUUGGCGGGUUAUCAUCGACCUUUUGGACACAGACCCGAAAGGACUUUUAUUUGUUUGGUCUAUGAUUCGGAGUCAAAUAAGUGGAGAAAGUUUGUUUCUUUGCAAGAUGAUCAUUUUACGCAUAUGAAUAGGAAUCAGGUUGUGUUUAUUAAUGGCUCCUUGCACUGGUUGACGGGGAGUUGCACUUGUUUGCUCGUUUUGGAUUUGGAAUGUGACAUGUGGAGGAGAAUUUUAUUGCCAAAUGAGGUGAAUUGCGCUGUUGGGAACCGUGUCUACUUGUUGGAGUCAGAAGGAUGCUUGUCUGUGAUUCAAAUAUCAGAGGCUUGGAUGAAUAUCUGGGUAAUGAAAGACUAUGAGAGGGAAGAAUGGCAUAUGGUUGAUAAAGUCAGUCUCCGAUGUAUCAGAGGGAUGGUUCCAGGCAUUUUUCCAAUAAGUCAGACGGGUGAAUAUGUUUUUUUGGCAACACAUAAGCAGGUUUUGGUCUACCAGCUCAAGAACAAAGUGUGGAAGGAGAUGUACUCUGUGAAGAACAGCUCCACACUGCCAUUAUGGUUCUCUGCUCAUGCCUUUAGAAGCACUAUUUUUUCGUGCCAUUAAGGCGUGCAUGUGGCUGCUUAUUUGCUUGCAGAGAACUAUUGUAUAUAGUGCCCCAUUUGGUCUAUUAAUGGGCUUCUGUUAAGCAAAUAAAAGAAUGCAACUAGCUUUUGUUGUAUGGUUCAUGGACGUGUCUUAGAUGAACUAUCAUCUUAAUUGGUUUUUGUUUUACCUGCAGUAUGAUCAGUUGGUUGAUGAUUAUUUCCAAUCCCCUACCUGGUUUGGCAACUCCAAUUCUGCUGUUGGGUCUGGUUUCCUGUUGUUCAAGCCUCUCAUCACUUGUAUGACCAGUCAACCGUCGCGACCUAUUGUCACAUUCGAGUAUUUAAAUCUCUUUUCAUUUGCUUGCUCCAGCCUGUAAUAUAAUUUUUUUUUUCUAAUUGGUCUUUCUUUCAUGGUUGAUGGGAAUUGAAUCGACUACAUACUACUCAAGUUCUCAAUAUUGAGCUGCUUUUGGGCCAUCAAGUCAUCAUUUCCUUGUGCAGUGUUCAGCCAGCUGACUGACUAGUUAAUAGAAGUUUACAUAUUAAUGUGUCGGUAAAGCUGCUUCAGACGCAUAAAGAAAAUUAAUUGGUCAGCUUAUCAGUUGUUUUGUGCACUUUUCAAGUGUUUGAUGUUGCCGUAUGCUCUGGUGGGCUGAUAGUGAUAAAGAAGUCGUUUCUGGCUUUGUUGGAAAGAGUUCGACAGGAAAAAGAUGCAUGCAGUUUGUGGUUGUAGCUAAGGAUGAGAGUCUUUGCGGUGCGUCUAAAGCAUAAAUAGUGUGCGAAAUUUAACAUCACAUCAGGAUGUUGUAGUGAAACUGGUCUUUGUAUUGGACUCAUUGUGAUGUAUGUUCUGGAUCUGGGCUGCUGGUUUACUGUGAAAGCACCAAUGCGUUGCAUUCAGGACACUCGAUAUGAAAUGCCGGCAUCAAGUGCAACAGUUCUUCGUUUAGAAAUUGAUUUGCUGAGGAAAGAAGUGUUGCCUAUCUAUUCCAUGGCUUUGGCUGAGGAUGGAUUGCAUGUCUACGGUUUCAUGCUUAACUACUGUUGUCGUUCCUGUUGUUUUUCCUUUUUAACGACUUCAUGAUUGUUCUCAGAAGUCAGAACUAAUCAAGAAUAAAAUGCAACUAAAUGUUUCUGCUGUGAAAAAGCCAUUGCUAA